Hibiscus syriacus is the source of this 706-nucleotide messenger RNA. RefSeq lists its product as uncharacterized. Bases 318 to 662 code for a protein of 114 amino acids. The transcript has 2 exons. NCBI's taxonomy places the organism in Eukaryota, Viridiplantae, Streptophyta, Magnoliopsida, Malvales, Malvaceae. The record is from RefSeq and is a predicted model, not a curated record.
AUCUCCAGCCGCAACUCUUCUUCUUUCACUCUCUUUUGACGCACACAGCCUCGACGAGAGCUUCCAAAGGUCCCACGACUUCAACCGGCCACCGCACGACGGUGGCCAAAACCCACCUAACAGAAAGACCAAAACCUAGAACAACCGAGACCACCACACAAAACCGAGCCUUCAAACUCAAAACCCCGGACACCAAUGACGGCCGAGCAAGCCAAACGACCUCCAACAGUCCCUCAACUCUCUGAUCUACUUCUAGUCCCCGAAUCGAGGCUUGGCACCAUCCCGAUGGCCUUUCUUAACUCAACCGAGGCCUCUCGAUGAAAGAAAAACCUAAGCUAACCCACAUAACCGAGACCCUCGGGUUCUACUCCUCUCACUUCCCACUCUCACGACAAACCAAGACGAGACUCCUAUCUCUAAGGGUAUGGACAGAUCGGUUGGAAAUGGUGAAGGCACGGGCACGAGUUGGGAAUGGUGAGCCCCGGUCUUCUCGGGCGUGGUGUUUGGCAGGGCGUUGGGAGUGUUGUCAGGCAUACUGCUCGAUUCUGAUGCUUCACGUGGGAGGCAGUGGAGUAUGGGCAGCUGCAAUGCUGCUCGAUCAGUGUGCUUGCACGCACGAGCUGCUGCUCGGUUGGGGAAUUUGUGGGUGUUACCGGGUUUAAUGCUUUGGGCUCAGGCUGUAAUUAUUGUUGAGUCAUUUAUUUGA